This is a messenger RNA of Ostrea edulis (European flat oyster), 3139 nucleotides long. RefSeq lists its product as uncharacterized. The record is from RefSeq and is a predicted model, not a curated record. The transcript has 7 exons. Lineage: Eukaryota; Metazoa; Mollusca; Bivalvia; Ostreida; Ostreidae. The coding region runs from base 1232 to 1738 and encodes 168 amino acids.
AUAAUGGUUUUUAAUCUAUUAUAGCGAAUCAAGAUCGUUCAGGGGAAAUACAAGCUGAAUUCACUCAAAGUAAGUAUAAACUUUUGGAUCCGACAUAGAACCACUUCUGAUACCAUGCUAAUUAAUUAAAUAUACAAUGUUCAGAAAAUAUUUCUUUAACACAGUGACCUCCUAUAAUCCUUUUAACGGCUACAUUUUCCUGUGUAACUGUAUAUAUCAUGGAAUAUGUGCGUUAUCUACAUGUAGAAUCAUUCACAAAUUGAAUUUAAUGACGAAAUUUGAUUCACGCACAUUUUUAAACAGCACUUAUCAGAAAUUGAUUUUAAUAGCAAAUUAUUUUAACCAUUUGCUCGUCUUUAAUCACGUUCAUUGUUUACAGCCUAGGAAAAAAAUCGUUCUACCUACCGGUGUAUUUCCCCUCGUGACCCGAUGUUUGUCGUGGCAUGCGAAGGGACGUGAAAAGUAUUAUCGCAUAAAAUAAUUGAGAGCUUGUAUCACUCUUUCGAUGGUGAAAUCAUACUUCAUAAGAGGUGUUUUAACGAGCCAUCAAAUAAAAUUCUAGUGAAGCUACCUUUACAAAAAAACCUAUUUUGUCCAUCAUAAAUCCAUGACGCACAUCCAGAAAUUUCUUCAGGGGGUGUUAGUAAGCGGAUGGGCGUCUGGGGUCUGUCUUGUGACCCCAGUGGGUUCAGAACAAAAUUUUGAUGGGGGACUCAGGGGCAACGCUUCCUGAAUCACUUACUUCUGACAAAAUAAGACGCAUAUAUUUCAGAGUUUUUGGGCGUGUUUCUAUAAAUGUGAGUGGCGUACACCCAAUCACUGUUAAAUAUAUACAUCAUUAAACACUUGAUCACUUCAAAAUUAUUAAAAUCUCAAAAUAUUACAUUUUUGUAUACUACUUGUGAAUGAAGUAUUUCCGUCAAAUCUAUGAAAAUAACCAGUUCUAUACAGGAAAAGGCUAUGGGAAUAGUUCCUGGCAACGAAGAGAUGUUCGGAUGUCAUUAAGUGGGUGUAGUCAUGUUUGUGCAGUCACGGUUUAAGGAAGACAUAUGAAAUGCAAAAAUACGUAUACAAAGUACAUCCUACAGCUCUUCAUCUCUCAAACAGAUUAUAUAUAGUAUGUAUACAUAAUCACAACAAAACUAUUGUACGUCAUGCUCCACAACUGAAUAAAAAUGACAAUAUUCUUGCUACAUCCAUGGCGUUGAUAUAUGAAAGAUAAUCAGAUCACAUGGCAUCAUCCGGGGGGUUAAAUUUAAUUACGAUAUUUCUGAUACCGUUGGUUACCCACAUCAAUUUCGCCAUUGCAUUGGACUGUUACAGAGGUUCUCCUUGCUGCAUUCUUUGGAAUGAGGAUUUGAACAUAUGUUCAGAUUGUAAAGGUGGAUACUUCGGUGAAAAUUGUGACUCACCUUGUCGCUAUCCUAGCUAUGGAGUAGAUUGUCAGUUGGGGUGUUUCUGCAAUGAAUCGUAUUGCAAUCAUAAGCAUGGGUGUCGAGGGAAUCGAGAUCGCCCAAUGGAAGCACAAGCUGAAUCAAAACAAAACACGCAUGCUACUAAUCGAUGUAAGUCAACAGAAGAUACCAAAGGAAGAAAAGUCCUGGUAUAUCUAACGGUGGUCCUCGGCAUGGUCGGACUUCUCCAGCUGGCUGUUUACAUUGGUUUAUCAGUUCUCUAUGAACCCCGGGUAUUAACCAGCAAGAGGCCAUCACAAAUUGCACAGAAAACCAGAACUUGAAUUAGUCAAGAAAAAGAUAUAGAAAAGGAGAAUAAAGGAGAGCGAAAGAUGAAAACAGCGUUCAGAGAAAAAGAGUGAAAUCACUGACGGAAAUUGGAUCAGUAUGUGUCGAGAACAACACUGCAUCCCCAUCCCCACCCCACACCACCCCCACACCACACCCAGAUUUAGAACAGUGACUGUCCCCGUACAGUCCUUGUUUUCUUGAAUCAUUAUCACUGAAAUUUAGAAUAAGUUUGGGAAACACUCGGUCAUGUUCCGACUAUUACAGCGCAAUUACGGUAGGUUUUGACUAUUAGAGUGUAAUUACGGUGGGUUUUGAUUAUUACAGCGUAAUUACGGUGUGUUUGAUUAUUACAGCGUAAUUACGGUGGGUUUUGAUUAUUACAGUGUAAUUAUGGUGGGUUUUUACUAUUAUAGUGUAAUUACGGUGGGUUUUGACUAUUACAGCGUAAUUACGGUGGGUUUUGAUUAUUACAGUGUAAUUACGAUGCGUUUUUACUAUUAUAGUGUAAUUACGGUGGGUUUUGACUAUUACAGCGUAAUUACGGUGGGUUUUCUAUACCCUACGAAUGCCAUGUCAUGGCAUAUUUCUAACCUUUAGGAAAUACCUGUGUACAUGUUGAUUUUGUCAAUUUUAAUGGUGUUGAUUUGAUUUGAACAUCGUUUAUUGUCAAAUUGUUAUAACAAAAGGAUUGGGCACAAGUUCUUCAAACUUAGCCCCCCCCCACCCCACCCCCCCCCCCCCCCCACCCCCACCCCCCGGUGCUGAUGAAUUAAACCUGUUCUUAAUUUACUGCAAAGUGUCAAACUUUUUUAAAAGUACACGCUCAUUGUAUGUAGAGUUACUGUGUACACGGGUACUUAUGUACCUCUUUUAGUAGCUAAGUCAAAGGUUUCUGUAAUCACCGGGGGAAAUGCUGUAGUCUGAAUUCAUGUUAUAUCCAUUUUCUUUAUUGAUGAUGGUGCAGUGUUUUUAAAUGAGUCAUUUCUAGAAUGAUUUAGAAAAAAAAAUACUUUGCAUUUUGUGUUUAACAAUGCUCGGAUAUUUUGAUAUUGUGCUUUCAAAAAAAUGCUUUUUAAUCACUUUGAUGCUUAAAAUUGAAUUGAAACCCUUGUUUCGCAUUGGCAUAAUUUGUUGUUUUACAUUUACAUUACGUAUUGUGUAAAAGCAAGCUAGACGUCUCCAUAUAUGAGUGAAAUAUGCUCGAGAGGGACGUUAAGCAACAUUUAAUCAAUCAAUAAAAGGAAGCUAUUUAAAUAUUGUUUGCAUGUUCACUAUUUAGAUAUAACUUUGUGACUUUUUUCUAUCAGUACGAUGAUUUUCAUUAUCAAACUGUUGUUCUUUUUUUUUUAACAUGUAUUUGUGAGCAAUGAAAAUAUUUAAAUGUUUGAAUGUAC